This is a messenger RNA of Galeopterus variegatus (Sunda flying lemur), 1317 nucleotides long. RefSeq names its product autism susceptibility gene 2 protein-like. The record is from RefSeq and is a predicted model, not a curated record. The transcript has 11 exons. Bases 1 to 1317 code for a protein of 438 amino acids. Lineage: Eukaryota; Metazoa; Chordata; Mammalia; Dermoptera; Cynocephalidae.
AUGUUUUUUAGCUCUCAGAGAGCGCAGGCCAGCACCCUCUCAUCCAACCCAGCGGUAGCGGGAAGCGGUUGCACCCAGCGCUCGCCAAGCACGCGGCGAUUUCGGGUCAUCCCACGCCGCGAAGCGGUCGCCGAGCUGCCACCCGGGCGGUGGCAUCGCCGCGCGCCCUCCAGUGCCGCUCCUGCGACCCCGGGCCUGCGGACAGGCCGCUUCGGGCCCGCAGCCUCCGGAUGCGGCGCUGAGGGCGGUCGCCAUGGAGACGGCAGCGGCCGCGGCCCCGGGCCCAGGCCUCGGCCCCCGCGACCCCGAGCUCGCAAGCGGCCUGCCGGCUCGGGCAGCCGCGGGGAGGAAGAGGAGGAGGAGGAGGAUGGGGGUGCAGACGAUGGGGAAGCCGAGGAGGAGCCCGAAGAGGAGGAAGAAGAGGAGGAAGACUUGAUCGAUGGCUUCGCCAUCGCUAGUUUCGCCAGCCUCGAGGCUUUGCAGAAGGAUGCAUCUCUUCAGCCCCCAGAGCGAUUGGAACAUCGGCUGAAGCAUUCUGGGAAGCGGAAGAGGGGAGGCUCCAGUGGGGCCACUGGGGAGCCAGGGGACAGCUCUGAUCGGGAGCCUGGCCGACCCCCUGGAGAUCGGGCCCGAAAAUGGCCCAAUAAGCGGAGAAGGAAAGAGGCCUCCUCCCGUCACUCUCUGGAAGCUGGAUACAUAUGUGACGCGGAAAGUGAUCUGGACGAGAGGGUCUCCGAUGAUGACCUCGACCCAUCCUUUACUGUCUCAACCAGCAAAGCCUCGGGCCCCCACGGCGCCUUCAAUGGGAACUGUGAAGCAAAACUCUCCGUGGUCCCUAAAGUGUCGGGCCUGGAGCGGAGCCAGGAACAGCCCCCAGGGCCCGACCCGCUGCUAGUGCCUUUCCCCCCAAAGGAACCACCGCCUCCACCGGCCCCUCGGCCUCCUGUCUCACCCCCUGCACCCCUGCCGGCCACCCCCAGUCUGCCACCCCCACCCCAACCCCAGCUGCAGCUUCGGGUCUCACCCUUUGGCCUCCGCACUUCUCCCUAUGGCAACAGCCUGGACCUCAGCACUGGCAGCUCUUCACGGCCGCCCCCCAAGGCCCCGGCCCCUCCCGUGGCUCAGCCUCCCCCCUCAUCAUCCUCUUCGUCCUCCUCCUCCUCAUCUGCCUCCUCCUCGUCCGCGCAGCUCACCCACCGGCCCCCGACGCCCUCACUGCCCCUGCCUUUGUCCACCCACGGCUUCCCCCCCCCCGGGCUGCGGUGCCAGGGCACCCUGGGGCCUCAGCCGCUAACGCCCUUUCUGAGCAGGACCUGA